Molecule: messenger RNA, 1395 nt
Organism: Sporisorium graminicola
Lineage: Eukaryota; Fungi; Basidiomycota; Ustilaginomycetes; Ustilaginales; Ustilaginaceae
Exons: 2
Coding region: 1-1395 (464 amino acids)
Biological process (GO): regulation of transcription by RNA polymerase II
Molecular function (GO): RNA polymerase II cis-regulatory region sequence-specific DNA binding; DNA-binding transcription factor activity, RNA polymerase II-specific
Source: RefSeq, a predicted model, not a curated record
AUGUAUCUGUCACAACAACGCGACUUGAUCCCCUCGAGGUCAGCGGGAUGUUCACGCGGUUCGGUGCUCUUGCCUCUACCAGACGCGCUUGCUUCGGCGCCAUCGGAUCGAGAUACACCUCACACCGGGUAUGCCAGCGAAGAGCUGAGCCCACUUGCUUGUCUACCUCGACAUCGCGAUUGUCUCGGAACGUGUGACUCGACAUUGCCACAACCACUUCUGCCGUCUGAAGCUUCUCGACGUACUCACCACGCAUGUGUCCCGGUAUCCGUGCAUACCGAGCCAGCGGAUACGCACCCCGCCAGCGCUACGAGGGUGAUCCACACCCCAUCCGACAAAUUUUGGGAGUCUCGCUCGUUUCGAUCGCAACACUACGAAAGCGUGUGGGAGCAGCUCGAAGCGGGCAGUGCCGACACGCGUCCCAAACAUCCCUAUACGGAACUCCUCAAGCUGUGCAUCCUCAAGCGUCGCGAAGGCAAGCUUACGCUUACACAACUCUAUCGCGAUCUCGAGCAAAAAUUCCCCUACUUUGCCAAUGGUCAGAACAGCAAGGGCUGGAAGAAUACAGUUCGGCACAACCUCUCAACGCAGCCUUACUUUAUCAAACUGCACCGUGAGCAUGGCCAGCCUGGCAAGGGCCAUUACUGGGCCUACGAUCCGAAAUGCGAGAGACCGUCUUCGUUGGCACAGAGCUCGGUCGUGCAGCUGUCGUCGCUGUGGCCUUCGUCGGUCAGUGCGGCAACGGCAGCAAUGGCUCUUCCGCCUCAUCAAGAGCUGACGGUCGCCGCUGCUGCCGAGACCAGGAAUGCCUUCGACUCGUGUGCUGCUCGUGCUACCGCUGCUACCGCUCUGCCGCGAUUCGAAGACUUUGCUUGGGAAAGAGGUCUGCCAGAGCUGCCGCGGGUGCAUCCCACGGCAGUGUCACGCAGUGAAUCACAUCCGUACAUCUCGCCCAUCGCCAUGCUACGUCGUCGCUCGAGUCCGGCGAGACAUCAGCGAGUAUCGCCGAAGCACCACGACAUUGAUAGCCAACCGGUUGCUACGAGAAACCGAUCCGCGACGAUCUCGACCUUCUCGACGAGCCCGAGGCCAACUGCUACCUCUAGCUUUGGUUUGGAGCAAAGGGACAGGCGCCGGGCUGCUAUCGAGCUGGCAGCGGACCUGGAGGCAGAUCGUGACAGCAGCAGCAGCAGCGGCGGCGGCGGCGGCGGCGGCGGCGGCGGCGGUGGUGGUGGUGGUGGUGACGGCGGUAGGGCGGAUCUCAUUUCGCGCUUACCUCGGCUGCCGGAUCUACCGCCUCUUGAUGCUAUCCAUUCGUCUCUUCCUUGCACCGCUUCGUCGAAGGGCAAGAGCUUGGGAGACUGGUACUUGUCCAAUCCCAUCUCGAGGGGAUGA